AUCUACCUUCUCUUCUCAACUUAUUAGCUAAUUAUCUCACUCGCUCCCUCACUCACGCAGUCACGCGCUCUCUCAUUUCAUCUUCGUUCACUGCGCAAAGCCAACUGCGAGAGAAACUGAAAAAGAAGACACAAAGAACCAUAUCAGUUCAAUCUUUAGGGUUAGGGCUAUCCCUAAUCCGCGAAGCAGAACAGAACAAUCAAGAUGGGCGCCAAUUCGAUUUCUUCAGAUUCAGUCACCGAUCUCGAUGAGCAGAUCUCGCAGCUCAUGCAGUGCAAGCCACUCUCCGAGACCCAGGUUAGAGCAUUAUGUGACAAGGCUAAGGAGAUACUAAUGCAAGAAAGCAAUGUUCAGCCUGUGAAAAGCCCUGUGACAAUCUGUGGCGAUAUUCAUGGGCAGUUUCAUGAUCUUGCAGAACUUUUUCGUAUUGGAGGGAAGUGUCCCGAUACCAAUUACUUGUUUAUGGGAGAUUAUGUGGACCGUGGUUAUUAUUCUGUUGAAACUGUGACGCUCUUAGUGGCUCUGAAAGUGUGUUAUCCACAGCGAAUAACCAUUCUUAGAGGAAAUCAUGAAAGUCGCCAGAUUACUCAGGUUUAUGGGUUUUAUGAUGAAUGUCUACGAAAGUAUGGCAAUGCUAAUGUUUGGAAGACCUUCACAGACCUUUUUGACUAUUUUCCAUUGACUGCAUUGGUAGAGUCAGAAAUAUUUUGUCUACAUGGUGGAUUGUCACCGUCAAUAGAAACCCUCGACAACAUAAGAAAUUUUGAUCGUGUCCAGGAGGUUCCUCAUGAAGGAGCAAUGUGCGAUCUUUUAUGGUCUGACCCAGAUGACCGAUGUGGUUGGGGUAUAUCACCUCGUGGUGCUGGAUAUACUUUUGGACAGGAUAUAUCUGAGCAAUUUAAUCAUUCAAACAACUUGAAGUUGAUUGCUAGAGCACAUCAGCUUGUAAUGGAUGGAUUUAAUUGGGCUCAUGAACAAAAGGUGGUUACCAUAUUUAGUGCGCCUAAUUAUUGUUAUCGCUGUGGAAACAUGGCUUCUAUAUUGGAAGUCGAUGACUGCAAAGGUCACACUUUCAUUCAGUUUGAGCCAGCUCCUAGGAGGGGGGAGCCUGAUGUUACCCGUAGAACUCCUGAUUACUUCCUAUGAAUGAGCCUUCUACUGUGCCGCUGUCCCUGCUCCUGGUGCUGCCUCUCAAUCCUGAUAUCAAGAAAUAUAUAUCUACUGAGUUCAUCUAUAGAACUUUCUUUGCAUGCUUCUGGUGGAUAUAUAAACUGAAAAGCAUGUAUGAUAGGGCAGGUUUUGUUUUUUUUUAUCUUUUUCUUAUGUUUAUAUUUGAAAUGAUGCUUAAUAUUCUCCACAAUUUGCUAAAGCUAAUGGCAGAUCAUCAGCAAUAGAUAUUAUCUUCCUAGCAGAAUUGUGAAUACUCUUGUUUUAUUUCCACGUUCAACUAAUGUCGCAUCCUUCUGGAGACAAGUGGAUUAGAUGUUAAGUAGAUGCUUUUGCUUUUCUUUUUAUCUUGUAAUUGUGAGCAAGAGUUGUUUGAAAAAAUAUAUUACUCUCUCUCUCUCUUCAACAGUUA
Molecule: messenger RNA, 1579 nt
Organism: Jatropha curcas
Lineage: Eukaryota; Viridiplantae; Streptophyta; Magnoliopsida; Malpighiales; Euphorbiaceae
Gene: PP2A-4
Product: protein phosphatase 2A-4
Molecular function (GO): protein serine/threonine phosphatase activity
Source: RefSeq, a predicted model, not a curated record